Symbiodinium pilosum is the source of this 781-nucleotide messenger RNA. NCBI's taxonomy places the organism in Eukaryota, Dinophyceae, Suessiales, Symbiodiniaceae. The record is from the annotation of a GenBank genome assembly.
GCUCCGUUUCGGGCUUGGGGGACGAUGCGUACGCUUGGCAAUUUCACGCUGCGGCUGGUUCCCACACAGGAGCGCGCGGCAACGAGUCCUUGAAGGUUUAUUCGUCAGAAGAACGCAACAAACUUUACGACGGCUUGGCCGGGCGGCCGCGCGUGGAGGCUGCGCCACGGCCGUAUGACACUCCUCGCCGGCGCUUCCCUGGAGCUAACGUCUCACAAGUGGAUGGGCUUCUUCGCGAUGACCGAACUCCCCUCGCGUCCGAGCACCCAUCACAGUACGGGGAGCUUUACACUGGAGCAGCUGGCGUUCAUGGCCACUGGCUACUGAAACCGAAAGUGGAAGACGUCCAGAAAUGCCCUGGUGGAACUGCUGGAGCUGGCCCUUCGCAGGUGGACGAGAUUGUUCUCGGCCGUGACCUUGAUGGUUCCUCUGGCACAGCACUCAAGCAGCUGCUUUUGGAAGGGGCCGCUGGUUGCAAGAGCAUUGGGGUGGCCCCGAAGUUCGCAGGCAAGCGGUGUGUUCCUGGAGGCGAUUCGCAGGUGGACGAGCUAAUCUGGGGCACGGACGUUGACGGCUCGUCGGACCCAGCCCUGCAGAAGGCCAAGGACCAGCUCUUCCAAGGGGCUGCCGGUUCCAAGGGGCCACCCCAACUUCAGGGAGGCCGACGACACCUGGAGGCUGAGAGUGGGCGAACACCACGACCAGAAGGUCGACGGCACCAUGCAGGACCUGCAGAUCGAGUCGCUUGGUUGCUGGGAAAGCCGGGUGCUGUGGACAGCCC